CAGAUCAUCGUCUCCUCCGUCUUCUCUGUAAUUGGAUCCCAAGCGGACAUUCCAACACAAGAAUGGUUGUAACCACCAGAUCACAAGCUAAGAAAGCUGACAAGUAGGGCGCAUCAGAAUCAAAGUCUGAAUCUGGAGAGAUCAACGAGAAAACCUGGCGAGAUUGGAUGACGAACAGGGUUGUAAUGGAUAAGGCCAGGGAACUGUGGCUCAAAGAAAUAUUUCGCAAAAAACUAUGUGCGGAGAAUCCAGCCUUGUCAGGAUCAAAUAGGCUCAGGUACGUUGCCAAAAGAGAAUGGGAUUCCGUCACGGAUACGAGAGCACUAUCUACUAGGAAAGUUGCGAGGAAAACAAGCAAACACACAAGAGAGUCGGUAUACAGUCAUGCUUGUCUCAGUUUCAGGGAUGACUACUAUGAUAAUUACUUUAUGACGCAUCCAGACGAUUACAUACUAACACCGGAGGGCGGAGGUCAUGAGGGCUGCAGACAGAGCAUGGCCUUCUUUGGCUCAUGGGGUCAAAGCUGCAUAUUUUCUUGAGGCCAAGAAAAGACUGGCUGAUAGUGAUGAAGUUUGCUAUUAUAUUCAGCACAACCAGGCCUAUAUGGAUCAAUUGUAUACUUACAUGCUUUAGUUGUCAAAAAGAGGUCCUCAUUGGUUCAAUUUCAUAAUAUAUAAAAAUUAACCAAACAUUUUUCUUAGCACAGAAGCUCACCCCCGUCUUUUGUUCAUGUUCUAGUAUGUCAGUACUCAAUUAAAGAGUGGAUUUUUAU
Messenger RNA from Cuscuta campestris, 772 nucleotides. The record is from the annotation of a GenBank genome assembly. Lineage: Eukaryota; Viridiplantae; Streptophyta; Magnoliopsida; Solanales; Convolvulaceae.